Molecule: messenger RNA, 2477 nt
Organism: Dermochelys coriacea (leatherback sea turtle)
Lineage: Eukaryota; Metazoa; Chordata; Testudines; Dermochelyidae
Gene: RP9
Product: RP9 pre-mRNA splicing factor
Exons: 10
Coding region: 196-915 (239 amino acids)
Biological process (GO): RNA splicing
Source: RefSeq, a predicted model, not a curated record
CCACAAGCGGCCCAGGAGCCCGCGCGAGCCCCUGGCCGGCGGCGGGGAGCGGGAGCGGCACGAGCGGAAGAGGAAGAAGCGGGAGGUGCAGCAGAUCCAGCAAAUCCAGCACCUGGAGUCCUUUGACAUUUUGAAGAAAGCGUGGGACCUGUAGUUUGGCAGCAAAGCAUGAUCAGCAGGAUCCCUUUGGAGUGAAUGAAAAAAUGUACAAUCUAUGAGAAACCUCCUCCAGGGCUAAUUAAGGAAGAUGAAACUAAGCCAGAAGACUGCAUACCUGAUGUACCAGGCAAUGAACAUGCCCGAGAAUUCCUGGCUCAUGCCCCAACUAAAGGACUCUGGAUGCCAUUAGGAAAAGAAGUCAAAGUUAUGCAGUGUUGGAGAUGUAAACGUUAUGGACACAGAACAGGAGAUAAAGAAUGCCCAUUCUUUAUUAAAGGCAAUCAGAAAUUGGAACAAUUCAGAGUAGCACAUGAAGACCCUAUGUAUGAUGUAAUAAGGGAAAAUAAACGUCAUGAAAAGGAAAUGAGGAUACAGCAAUUGAAGCAACUGCUGGAAGACUCUACUUCAGCUGAAGAUGGAAGUAGUGGCAGCUCCAGUUCCUCAGAAUGUAAAGAAAAACACAAGAAGAAGAAAAAGAAGGAGAAAAAGAAAAAGGAAAAAAAGAAGAAAAAGAAAAGAAAGCACAAAUCUUCUAAAUCAAAUGAAAGUGCUGCAGUGGAGAUACAAGAAUUGUCAUCAGAGCAUCCAGUUGCUUGCUUGUUUGCAGCAUGGUUGAGGGAAGGACCAUCAGGAAUACAUAAAUGCAUUGCAGAAACUGAAGGCAGCAGGCUGGAAACAUGGGCUGUUUUUGGCACUAGCAGGGAAAUACAGGAGGCAGUUUGGAAUGUGCAAAUUGACAGAGAAUGCUCCUCCUAAAAAGAUCAGGAGUGCUCCAGGCCUCCCUCUUCCCACCUCCAUUCUGGAGCAUGCCGCAUUCCUCCUCCUUCCUUCCCACAGCAAAGUCCUAAGCGCUGCCAAGCAGCUGUUUGGCGGUGGGGGGGGGGGGGGGGGGAGAAGCACUAGGGGGGAGGGGGAUGAGGCGGCGAAGAGGAACCUGUGCAAUGCUUCCAUAGAAAAUAGCUGUUCUUCCACAAAAAUCUUACCAGCAAUGGACAGAGCAGGCAGUCAAAUGAUGUUAUAAAGGAGCACUGCACAACUUUAAAACAAGCAUGUUCCCUAAUUGAGCAGCGACAUAACUUUGAAACAACGUUAAGCAGGAGGACGUUAAGUGAGGAGUUCCUGUAAUCCAAGAGGGGAAGGGGAGAACAAAACAAAACCAAAAAGCCACCACACCAGUAAGCUUAGAGUUUCUGCUAGAACACAUCUAGUGUUCGUGGCAUGUAAUAGUACGCUAACCUUUGUGUGCACUGGGUUUAGGAAUUUCCCACACUUCAAUGUCUUCUGCCUCACAUCUUGUAUCUCUACGUUUGUAAGGGGGUUUGCCUAUCUUUUUCCUUUUUGGUUUAUCCAAAAGCAGAUUACCUGAAUGACCAAAUAAAAGUAGUAUUACUUUUUGUCAAACAAUUUAGAAUAUUUAGUUUUCACUUAAAAACAGGCUCACUUAAGUUCAUAGUAUUUAUGAACUUUUACUCUUUUUACUGAAGCAAGGAUUCUCUCUCUUCCCCACAUAUUCUUCUGCCACACUGUACAAUUAGCGUGGAUCAACAGCUAUAGCCAACAUUCUCUAAAAAGCAGUAUUUGCAUAGGCUAACAUGAGGUUUAGCUGUAGAGUUCACUUGUCGAGAGUAAUAAACUGCUGCUGAGGGUGCACAGAAGAGUUAUGUCUAGCUAGGACAGGGUUAGAGUGUAUCUAACUAUGUAGCAAUACAUUGUCCUAGUAAAGUGCAUUGAUACAAGGCAUUUCUUGCCACAUUAAGAUAUACUGCUGUAGCUUUAAAAUAAAAAAAAAUAAAAUAAAAUAAAAAAAAAGAAUUUUGUCCACCACAACCACCCCAACUCUCUAUAUAUGCAGACUCCUCCUUCAGAGCAGCCAGAUUUAUAGAUUAUCUGAGCCACAUCACAGAGUGGCAAGAACACAACCAAACAUGUAUUUCCUUCAAAGCAAUAGUUAAAGAUCCCACCAAAAUAGCAAAGUAUUCUGCUGAAAACAGUUUAUUUGAAUAUUUAAGGGAAGAGGAUCUGAGGUGUGACAAGAAAUCAGCUGUACCUUGUUGUUUGCUUUUGGUUGGGGGUGAUAGGCUACCGUGAAUCAGGCUGGCAAAUUUGGGUUUAGCGCCACUUCUAAUCCAGUACUCAUCAGCUGUCAUCCCCCUGUUUUCCUUUAGUAACCUUACUAAUUAAAACAUAGUAAAACAUUUGAAUAAUAUCAAUAAGUAUCUACUGUAAGCAACAUUACCAUACUGACUUUACAGUUGACCUACAAUACAGAGGCAAAAUGAGUAGUUCACUGAGGCCAGUAUUUGAAGAUGCUUCUUUUU